CUAUUAUCUCUUCCCUCCUGUCAUCUGAUCGCUGUGCGGCCCGAUUGGAGCUGCGACUCAGCCAAUCACGAACGACCGCUGGCCACCUGCAGGAAGUUGACCGUCCACUUAUCUCCACCCUCCUCCGCCUGCAGCCAGAUAACAGUCCCAACAGUUGGAUUAAGUACCAGCUAGUCCACCACCGCAAACUGAUGGCCACCAAAACACUUUAACGGUCUCCCCCACAGCCCAGAAAGACUGUCUCUAGUGGGUUUCGGGUAGUCCGUGGACUCGAGUUUGCGCUGAAAAUCCAGUAGAUGUUUGGUAGCAUGUAAAGAAGUUCUUCUGAGAUACUGUCGAUAAAGAGGAAGGCCGUAGGGAGAGAGAGGAGGGACGCAGCCUUCCGUUACCUCAGUUCCAGUGCGCAGCGACGGCAAAAGGCACCAUGAGCGUCCCGCUUUACGCACCGACUCCCAUCCAGCCGGCUCACCCGACACCCUUCUACAUCGAGGACAUUCUGGGAAGGACUGCCACCACCACCUCCUCCUCUCCUUCUUCUUCUUCUUCUUCUUCUCCUUCUUCUUCCUCCUCCUCCUACUCCUCCUGCUCCACUCCGAUCAUCCCCACUCCAACUCUCCCGUCGCCCAACUCCUCCUUUACCAGUCUCAUCUCACCGUACCGGACGCCGAUUUACGAACCCACACCGAUCCACCCGGCGCUGUCUCACCAUGCGGCUGCGGCGCUGACGGCGGCGACGUACGCCUCUGCCGGGACCUUCGCCGGCUCCAUCUACCCGUUCCACCACCAGCACCACCGCUCCAUGGGGGAGUACGCACAGGCGCUGCUGAGGCACGACCCUCUCGGGAAACCUCUGCUGUGGACUCCCUUCAUCCAGCGGCCCUUGCAUAAAAGAAAGGGCGGUCAGGUCAGGUUCUCCAACGAUCAGACCAUCGAGCUGGAGAAGAAGUUUGAGACGCAGAAGUACCUCUCCCCCCCGGAGAGGAAACGGCUGGCCAAGAUGCUGCAGCUCAGCGAGAGACAGGUUAAAACCUGGUUCCAAAAUCGACGAGCGAAGUGGCGGAGACUAAAACAGGAAAAUCCUCAGGGAGGGAAGAGAGAGGUGGAGGAGGACAGCUCCGCCGGGAGGAGUACUAAAGGCGAGGACAUGAGCGAGCCCUCGGGGAUCCAGAGCCCGGAGCACAGACACACGGUCCCGGCCUCCGAGCUGGCGCCGACGGGCCGUUGCGGGCGCUCCGUGUCCCCGCAGCAGCCCCACACAGAGCUGGACUCUGACGUGUCAGAUGACACAGAUCAGGACCUGGACAUAGAGGACGACGCCGAGUUCACAAUGAAGAACUAAUGCUGAGCCACAGGCUCCUCAAUAUUUCGGACAUCGGGAGCUGCGUGAUGAAGAUUACAGGACUCCUCCGACACUUCGCCUCCUCUGGGCUUGUCCUCUGGUCCUGUCCUCUGGUUCUGUCCUCUGGUCUGUCCUCUGGUCCUGUCCUCCGGGCUUGUCCUCUGGUCCUGUCCUCUGGGCUUGUUCUACAGGUUGGCGGCCAGGAUGACAGACUUCUUCCUGCUGUAUAAAGCGCAGUAGUCUGCUGUGUGUGUGCUGAUUGUUAGGCCUCCGGUUCUGUCGAUCACUGUAAAUAAACAGCAGGUCUAAAGCUAAGAUUAGUUCUUCCUGUACUGUAUGUGGUUUUGGAUGAUAAACGCUCUUAUGUGUAUGGGCCGUUGCCAAAUGUGAUAUUCCAUUAAAUAAUCAAUGUAGCGCAAAUUUCGUUUUGGUUGGCGACAUCUAAGAAACUAUUUUUGUGGAUUUUUUUUAUGGUGAGAAUAAAUUUGUCACUUUGGGAUGUA
Molecule: messenger RNA, 1842 nt
Organism: Chelmon rostratus (copperband butterflyfish)
Lineage: Eukaryota; Metazoa; Chordata; Actinopteri; Chaetodontiformes; Chaetodontidae
Gene: hhex
Product: hematopoietically expressed homeobox
Exons: 4
Coding region: 425-1339 (304 amino acids)
Biological process (GO): cell differentiation; regulation of transcription by RNA polymerase II
Molecular function (GO): RNA polymerase II cis-regulatory region sequence-specific DNA binding; DNA-binding transcription factor activity, RNA polymerase II-specific
Source: RefSeq, a predicted model, not a curated record